UUUAAUGCAGGAGGCAACAAACAGGUUCUUGCCAUGGGUGACAAGGGAGCUGGCAACCACUCAGAUGUAACUGACUUCAUUCUUGUAGGCUUCAGGGUCCGUCCAGAGUUCCACAGUCUCCUCUUCCUCCUAUUCCUGCUGGUCUAUGGCAUGGUCCUUUUGGGGAACAUUAGUAUGAUGGCAAUCAUUGUGACUGAUUCUCAGCUGAACACACCAAUGUAUUUCUUUCUAGGCAAUCUGUCCUUCAUUGACCUCUCCUACUCUACUGUUAUUGCACCCAAAGCCAUGGUCAACUUCCUGUCUGAGAAAAAGACUGUCUCCUUUGCAGGGUGUGCCGCCCAGUUCUUCCUUUUUGCCCUCUUCAUUGUAACAGAGGGAUUUGUCUUGGCAGCCAUGGCCUAUGACCGCUUCAUCGCCAUCUGCAAUCCUCUUCUUUAUAGUGUCCACAUGUCAAGACGCCUUUGCACUCAGCUGGUUGCUGGUUCUUAUUUCUGUGGCUGGGUGAGUUCCAUCCUCCAAGUCAGUGUAACAUUCUCAGUAUCUUUCUGCGCAUCUCGAGUCAUUGAUCACUUCUACUGUGAUUCUUACCAAAUUGAGAAGAUUUCCUGUUCUAAUCUCUUUGUCAAUAAGAUGGUAUCUUUUAGUUUGGCUGCCUUCAUUAUUUUGCCCACAAUAGUUAUUAUUGUAAUAUCUUACAUGUAUAUUGUGACCACAGUCUUGAAGAUCCCCUCCAGUGAAGGGAGGAAGAAAGCCUUCUCCACUUGCAGCUCUCAUCUGGGGGUUGUAAGUUUGCUGUAUGGGACUGUCUUCUUUGUGUAUCUCAUACGUCCAAGCAAUGCUGAACUUCAUAAAGUGGCUUCAGUAUUUUAUAUAUUGGUCACACCCAUGUUAAAUCCUCUGAUCUACUCUCUUAGAAACAAGGAUGUCAAACUAGCUUUGAGAAAAGUCCUAUGGAAGAGAAAAGCUUUAUCCUCGUGA
Molecule: messenger RNA, 978 nt
Organism: Diceros bicornis minor
Lineage: Eukaryota; Metazoa; Chordata; Mammalia; Perissodactyla; Rhinocerotidae
Product: olfactory receptor 9K2-like
Exons: 2
Coding region: 34-978 (314 amino acids)
Biological process (GO): G protein-coupled receptor signaling pathway; sensory perception of smell
Cellular component (GO): membrane
Molecular function (GO): odorant binding; olfactory receptor activity; G protein-coupled receptor activity
Source: RefSeq, a predicted model, not a curated record